Messenger RNA from Portunus trituberculatus (swimming crab), 780 nucleotides. RefSeq names its product cytosolic carboxypeptidase-like protein 5. The record is from RefSeq and is a predicted model, not a curated record. Bases 66 to 482 code for a protein of 138 amino acids. Lineage: Eukaryota; Metazoa; Arthropoda; Malacostraca; Decapoda; Portunidae. The transcript has 2 exons.
UCUCUCUCUCUCUCUCUCUCUCUCUCUCUCUCUCUCUCUUUUUAUGACCAGCUCUGCUACUUAUAAUGGCGUGUUGGUCAGAGCGCCCUGUUUACGCCUUUACCUUCAGUCCAAUGCGCGUCUGGGUGAUCCUAACCGUGGUGUGGUGUGUGGUAGGGGCCGCACCACCACCACCACCACCACCGCACCACCACCACCACCACCACAGCAAGCCUGGAAUACCUUUGAAAACCAUCACAUCACAAACAUCAUCAACUUCAACUGCUUCUACUGCUGCAACUACCACCGCUGGAGCCACGACGACCCCUGGGGGAGCUGGAGGGGGCCUUGAGACACCUUCCCAGCGCAACACCACCCCGGGGGACACCACAGGGGAGGUAGAAACACCGCGAAACAAGAGGCAGUGGUACCAACAUCCCUAUUUUAGAAAUUUCCCAAUGCCACAAAGUUUUCAAGGAUUCCAGGGGCCGUACACCCCCUGAGGCCUUCGACGGGUACCCGGGGGCCCCAGGACAUAGAUUCAACCCUGGGGCGUGGCCGGGGAUGUCCAUGGAGGAGGCUAUGCAGAUGAGAAGGGCGUUGGAACAGAAUUGGCAACACUAUCAAUGGAUGUGGGAUCAAGAGAGGAGAAGUAGAGGAUUGCCAGUCACCCCCCACCACCCGAUGUUCCCCCCCCACCCAUUCCCAUUCCCCCACCCCUUCCCCCACCACCUCCUCCCUCCUCAACACCUCCCAGGGUAUUAGCCAACCACGGGGCACUCUCUCUCUCUCUCUCUCUCU